Funneliformis mosseae is the source of this 499-nucleotide messenger RNA. The record is from the annotation of a GenBank genome assembly. NCBI's taxonomy places the organism in Eukaryota, Fungi, Glomeromycota, Glomeromycetes, Glomerales, Glomeraceae.
CGAAGCAUUGGAAAGUAAGUAUCAGGUUCAUAAAGAAAAAACAGGAGAACUUAGUAUUGAUACUAUGGAAAAAGAGAUAAAGAAGGCUUAUGAUACUGGGGCAGAACGACUUGUAAUAGUUACACUAAAAAGAUUCGAAUAUGAUGAACAAAAUAUUCCAGAAGAGGAUAUUUUUCGUAAAGAGCUAGAUAUUUCGUCGAUUAAAUCUAAUAAAGCUAUUCCAGAUUAUAGGCUAUGUAUGGAAUGUGAUAUUAUCAUUUUGACAGAAGACCUACCUAGAUUGCUCGUUUUAAAUGUUUGCAGUGAUAUGAUCUAUCAGACUUAUGCGAAAAAAUUCAUAAAGAUGGAACAUUAUUUUGCUCAUAUGAGAAGACAGAUAAUAGUUUUCUUCAAUCUCCUUUCAACUUCAAGGUCCUCUGAAACUACUUCUAAUGUUAUAGAAACUGAUGAUAUGAAAACUGACAAUGAUAAAAUAAUAACCAACAAUUUUAAAACUUAG